Messenger RNA from Theileria equi strain WA, 774 nucleotides. RefSeq lists its product as hypothetical. Gene Ontology annotation, molecular function: structural constituent of cytoskeleton. The transcript has 6 exons. The record is from RefSeq and is a predicted model, not a curated record. NCBI's taxonomy places the organism in Eukaryota, Apicomplexa, Aconoidasida, Piroplasmida, Theileriidae. Bases 1 to 774 code for a protein of 257 amino acids.
AUGUUGUCAAUCAUGUAUGAUAAUGAGCCUAAGCCCUCGAUAGCCAGUAUUCACAAUAAACUUAGUGAUUUUGAAAAUGUAAUACUGAAUGAAAGGAUUCGGCAGAAGCAAGAAGAAGAUGGAAAAUUUCAGGCUAUUCAUGAAAAACUAUCAAGACUAAAUGAGCAACUCAAAUCAGAAACACAAGAACGCUUGAGUUCAAGGCAACAACUUCAGCAAAUAACAGAAAAUACCGCAAAUAACAUGUUAAACGAAUUGCAGAAUAGAUUGAACAAACGCGUUCACACGGUUGCCGAGAAACUAGAGGUUCUUAUAACAAAAUGUGCCUCAUUAGAAUCCUCUGUAAGCGACAUGGAUCAAAAACUAACGAAAUCAUAUGAUAUUCAAAUGAUAGAAAACGAUAUUAAUGAACUUAGCCGCAAUAUUUACACAGAUAUUGCCAUAAAACAAGACAAAGAUUCGUCUCUGACAGACAAACUAUCCUACUUGGAACACUCAAUCAAAUCCAAGGUCCAUGACUACAUGCUUAUCGGAACAGAGGGAACCAAAGACAUCCAAAAUGAACUAGACAAUUUUAAGGAAAUUCUGGAAAAUGAAAGUCAGAUAUUCGAUGAACACGUAGCAGAGGAGCUCGAAAAUAUUAAACAAGCUCUGAAGGUCACAAGCAAGGCGCGGAUGGAAUCUGACAAUAACAUCGUUCAGGUUACUAAAAGUAUGAUUUAUAACACAUUCUCAGGCCAUAGAUCAGAUGAUGUCAAUUCUACCGAAAAGUAA